Syngnathoides biaculeatus (alligator pipefish) is the source of this 4835-nucleotide messenger RNA. RefSeq names its product zinc finger protein 276 (gene znf276). Gene Ontology annotation, biological process: regulation of transcription by RNA polymerase II. NCBI's taxonomy places the organism in Eukaryota, Metazoa, Chordata, Actinopteri, Syngnathiformes, Syngnathidae. Gene Ontology annotation, cellular component: chromosome; kinetochore; nucleus. Gene Ontology annotation, molecular function: chromatin insulator sequence binding; zinc ion binding; transcription coregulator activity. The coding region runs from base 191 to 1567 and encodes 458 amino acids. The record is from RefSeq and is a predicted model, not a curated record. The transcript is spliced from 9 exons.
AGAAGAAGAAGAAGAAGAGAAGAAGAAGAAUGAGAAGGAGAAGGAGAAGGAGAAGAAGAAAAAAAGAACUUGACUUGAGACUGUUGCAAAUCUUCGUGAAAUGAUGUUAAACGAUGUUUCCACAGCUAAUAUUUUCUAAGCAUCCGAGAGCCAUCACCAACCUUAGCCACUGACAGACAAGUAAUAAACCAUGAAGAAGAAAGGUAGAUGUCCAAGGUCGCCUGAGACAUCACGAAAGAACAGUAGAGUCUGUGAAGGGAAGAGUCCAUGUGGAAAACUCAGAGAAAACAACCAUGUGACUGCAGCAACAUCUAACUUGUAUGAUGGAGAUGCCCCAUCCGAUGCUACCAACAUUUUGACUGACAAGGAUUCAGAUGUCAAGUCAAAAGCCUUCAAAUUAUCCACUGCCAUCUGUAGGCUGUGCCAUGGAAAGUUUUCGCCACGGAGUCUGCUACAUGCCUUUAACAAAUGUCCUGAAGAUUAUCCUGAUAUAUUUAAUGAAGAAGCAUAUGCUGCUGCCAAGUCACCCUCUUUAUUCCACAUCGACUUCCAGCGAUUGGUUGGAGUACAGUUGGACCCUGACCCUCAAUUAUCAGAGUUUGUUUGCAAGAAAUGUCACAGCAAGUUCUAUAAGUGCCAAAAUAUUCUGCUCAGGUUUCUACAGAUGGUUAAUCUCCUGCCUGUUGGGAAAGACAAUUCGAAAAUGAGGCACAUGGCAAUGCUUUCAGACUCUUCAAUAAACGAUGGGUCUAUAACUUCACCAUCAUUUUCUUUAGACAUUGCCUCCCUUCACAAGCUCGUGUCUUGGGCUCACCAUCAUGGAAAGGCCUGCAAAUCCUGCCCUGACCUGAAGCAGUUGCUUGAGGAGCAGUGCUGGGACUCAGUCAAAGCAGUGUGGUAUUGUCUUGAUGGGCACAGCUACACCAUGAAUACACAGGGAACCACCUCGAUCAGGUUUGGAUAUGUGCUCAACCCACGAGAGAGUGAAACUUGUGCCAAAGAGAUUUCAGGGGAGGUGGACUGUGCGGAAAAACGCACAGUGGGGAUGGCAGGGCCACAGGCUGAGCACAGUCUACCAGCAGUCACUCCACUGAUUCAAACGUCAACACUAGCUGCUGACUGGACCUGCAAUACUAAAGAGUUUGGAGAUACAGAAGUGGCAAUUUCUCCUGUUCAGGAGCAGCAAGGGGACAUGCGGACUAAUACUGAGUUAUCUGACAGAGCAACUGGGUCCAACGAGCAACAACAAAUAACAAAUACUUCAGGAGAUACUAAAGUUAAAAGGAAACCUGGACCUAAACCUGGCUGGAAGAACAAGUUCAAACCUAAAGGGGAGGAGCUGCCCAACAUCUACAAGUGUCUGUAUCAAGGCUGCACUGCUGUCUAUAGAACUUCUGAAGGUUUAAAGUGCCUUCUCUGCCAUCUUCCAGUGGAUCUAAAACUUCCUGACGGGCAGGACACAGCAGGUGAGGCCACCUCAUCCACAUGCACGUUCAGCACCGGGGCACCCCAAGGGUGUGUCCUCUCCCCUCUGCUCUUCUCGCUCUACACAAGUGACUGCCCUUGAGGCACCCGACCGUCAAACUCCUCAAGUUCGCAAAUGACACUACAGUCAUUGUCUUAUUCCAAGACUGUGACGAGUCUGCGCAUCAACAGUAAGUGGUGAGACUGGAGCUUUAGUUGGGCCAACACAACCUGUCAUUGAACACUAAAGACUGCAGAGAUGAUUGUGGACUACACGAGGCAUCCUUCACCACAGCUAUCCCUGACGAUGUCCAACUGUCUUGUCAUCCGCUGAGACCUUCUAGUUCUUUGGAAUUACGGUCUCCCAUGACCUGAAGUGGUAGACGAACAUCAACUCCAUCCUCAAAAAAGCCCCGCAAAUGAUGUACUUCUUGUGGCUUCUUCAAGCACGACCUGUCACAAGAGCUGUUGAGACAGUUCUAUACAGCGGUCAUCCAGUCAGUACUAUGUGCCUCAAUCACAAUCUGUUUUGGGGUUGCAAAUGUAUAUGUGAACAUUGACUGGUGUACAAACAGCAGGAUCAUUGCAGUCUCACGCAGACCAGUGUUACCUCUAAUUUUUCACAUGUCUUGAGCAUACAAACAAGCUCCCCGAGCACACCGAGGAACACUGUGAGCAACAUCAGAAAGCUCACUGUGGCCACACACACACGUCACACCUGGUAUCAUGGAAAGUUUCAUGGCUUGUUAAAAGGAUCAAAUUACAACAGCAAUUUCCAUUAGUUAACUUUUAACAUAACUAAUUUGGUACACUUAAAAUGAAAAAGACAAAACAUUGAAGAUUUGUCGUGAGACUUGUCGUAUAUUACAUGUGAGGGUACUUCUUUGGCUUAGGUCAGCAAGGUCCAGUUUUGGCAUGGGUGAGUGUCUUGCCUUGAAAGAAAUGAGACAUACAAACCUUUCAGGCAUAACAUGUUGUUCACAUAAAAACAUUUACAUUUUCCACAAUGUGAGCUGUAGCUAGUCAUACAGUCUGUUUUACUCUUUUUCUAAUGCCUAUACAUUAUCUAGUCAUAAUAGAAUUUAAUUAUUAACAUCUAUAAAUAAAACAUCUUAAUAAAUGUCACUAUGGUUAAAUCUGACUUAAAAUUUACCUUAUUUUUCACAUCUGUCCUUCUCACUUUUCCAAUGGUUGACCGAGAGAAAGUGGAAUAUGCAAUUCUAAGAAGAGUUUCCACAUCUCUCAUCAAAGGUACAUCAUUCCACGCAUCAUCAAUGCCCAAGUCUUCUCCAUGGGCCACACAAUGUUGUUCAGUUAGGUGUGGUAUUUGGCGCUUCAACGGAACUGCAACUCCAUUUUCCUAGCAUUACUGAGGCACCAUCAGAGGUCAGCAUGACCAUUCUCCGCAUGUCCAGUCCAUGUUUGGAAUAAAACUGAGUUAUUGCCUGCACAAUAUCAUGAGUAGCGCAUGCUGUUAACUGGAUGAUGCCACCAAACAGUUUUAUAGCUGACAUAAUUUUCCUCCCUGAAUUUGAUAUACAGUGCCCUCGGUAAUUAUUGGCACCCCUGGUUAAGAUGUGUUUUUUAGCUUUUGAUAUAUAUAUAUUUUUUUAAAUAAUAUGGGAUCCUAAUGGAAAAGAGAGAAAAAUCCAACCUUCAAUACAAGUGCAUUUAUUCAGUGGGGAAAAAAAUCCCACAUACAGAAAUAAUUAUUUGACAUCAAAUAAUGUGCGUCACAAUUAUUAGCACCCCUGGUGUUAAUACUUUGUACAACCCCCAUUUGCCAACAAAACAGCACAUAUUCUUCUCCUAUAAUAUUUCACAAGAUGGGAAAAGAUAGAAAGAGGGAUCUUCAGGCAUUCCUCUUUGCAGAAUCUCUCUAAAUCAUCCAGAGACGUGGGUCCUUUCCUCUUCAGCUCACUCCACAGGUUUUCAAUAGGGUUGAGGUAAGGGGACUGAGAUGGCCAUGGGAGGAGCUUGAUUUUGUGUCUGGUGAACCAUUUCUGUGUAGAUUUGGCCAUAUGUUUAGGGUCAUUGUCUUGCUGAAAGACCCAGUGAUGACCCAUCUUCAGCUUUCGGGCAACAGAUUUUGAUUUAAAAUUUCCUAUGGUGGUGGUGUCCUAUGGUAUUUCAAAGCAUUCAUGAUGCCAUGCACCCUAACAAGGUUCCCAUGGCCUUUGGAAGCGAAGCCCCACAGCAUCACUGACCCACCCCCAUACUUCACAGUGAGUAUGAGGUGCUUUUCAGCAUGCGUAUCUUUCGUGGCACACCAGACCCACUUAGAGUGUUUGUUGCCAAAAGGCUCAAUAUUGGUCUCAUCUGACCAAAGCACACGGUCCCAGUUGAAGCCCCAAUACCGCUUGACGAACUCCAGACGUUUCCGUUUAUGAUUGUGAGUGAGGAAAGGUUUUCUCCGUCCAUGCAUCCCAAACAGUUUGUUGGCGUGUAGACAGCGCCAGAUGGUUGAUUUGGAGACUUUGUGACCCCAGGAUGCUACCAUUUAUUGUAAUUCUGUAACAGUGAGCUUUGGGGAUCUUUUGAUUUCUCUUACCAUCCUCCUCACUGUGCGUGGUGGCAAAAUAAACAUGGGUCCUCGUCCAGGCUUGUUUACCACUGCUCCAGUUGUUUUGACCUUCUUAAUUAUUCCUCUCACAGUGGAUAUGGGCAGCUGCAGUUGAGUGGCAAUCUUCUUGUAGCCUCUGCCCGACCUGUGAAGGUUGACACACAUCGGCCUCACUUGUAUACUGUGUUCCUUUGUUUUUCCCAUGUUUAAGAGUGGAUAAGAGAAAUGGCUUCUUGUGUCACGUCAUAUUUAUACCCCAGGGAAACAGGAAGUGAUGAAUUACUAAUUAAAUGUUCCUUAUACCCUGGUAAACUUUGUAAACUACUGUAGAAAUGACAGAAAUGCUACAAUUAUAUUUAUUUCCUGGGAAUUGUUAAGGGUGCCAAUAAUUGUGGAACAGGUGAUUUAAUGAAAAAUAAUUAUUUUUUAGUCAGGGAUUUUUUUUAUUUUCUUACAAUUCAUUUGAGUUGAAGUUUACAUUUUCCUAAAAUUUUCAGUGUGACAGUAUUCUCCUGCAAUAAACUGAAUUUAUUUUAAAGCUUUUAACACAUCUUAACCGCGGGUGCCAAUAAUUAUGGAGGGCACUGUAUAUAUGACUAGCAUUUUGUGUACUGUUAUGUCUGUGCUCUCAUCUACUAUCAGGGUAUGCCGGGAGGCAUUUUUAACCUUAUACAUAGUCUCAUUCUGCAAUAUCUCAUUGAUUGAAUUCACAAAUUCAAAGGAUAGUUUUUUCCUCGCCAGCUUUCUGGUAUAUUCACAUACUUUGCCAUGUGAUUGUCGAUUUGUUGAACUGACAGCAUUACCGCAU